GCGAGAGCCCAGCGCAGACAGACAGCCUCGCUCCCCGCAGAGCCGCGCCCUCGCCUCCUCGCCUCGCCUUCGCCAGGGGCGGCUUGGUCCCCAGGGUGCGGGCGGGGCCAAAGCGGAGGGAGAGGAGACGCGCGCUCCCGAUUGGAACCUUCUUUUGAGGAGCAGCCGGACUUUAAACGCCCAGGUUGGGGGGAAAGGAAGUCGGGGAGCUGGCAGGUGGCGAGGAGAAGGAGAGCUCACUUGUGGCUGGGCUGAAAACUCCCGCGCAUGGAAGCGAGCCAUUCUGUAAUAAAAAUUAAAAAGUAAUUGAAAUCUGCAGAAUGUAAAAAUGGCACAGGCCCUACUGUCACCACCAGGACCCAACUGCUUCUUCCGGUUCACACAUGAGUCCCUUGCAGCGAUUGAGAAGAGGAUUGCUGAUGAGAGGAAGAGAGUAAAAGUCGAGCAAGAUCAAUGGGAGGAAGGCAGUGAUGACGCCAAACCAAAGCCAAAUCGUGACUUGGAGGCAGGGAAGUCUCUGCCCUUUAUUUAUGGAGACAUCCCACCAGGAAUGGUGUCUGAGCCCUUGGAGGACCUGGAUCCUUAUUAUGCAAAUAAAAAAACAUUUAUAGUAUUGAACAAAGGGAAGACCAUCUUCAGAUUCAGUGCCACACCUUCCUUGUACCUGUUAAGUCCUUUCAGUAUACUCAGAAGAAUUUCUAUAAAGAUUUUCGUUCAUUCAUUAUUCAGCAUGUUUAUUAUGUUAACUAUUCUGGCAAACUGUGUUGUCAUGACUCAGACAGAACCUAAGUGGGGAAAGUCUGUAGAAUACACAUUCACAGCAAUUUAUACAUUUGAGUCCCUCGUAAAGAUUUUUGCAAGAGGUUUCUGCAUAGAUGAUUUUACUUUCCUUCGAGACCCCUGGAAUUGGCUUGAUUUCCUUGUAAUUUCAUUUGCGUAUAUAACAGAAUUUGUAAACCUAGGCAAUGUUUCAGCUCUUCGAACUUUCCGAGUAUUGAGAGCUUUGAAAACUAUUUCCGUAAUCCCAGGGCUGAAGACCAUAGUGGGAGCCCUCAUUCAGUCCGUGAAGAAGCUCUCGGAUGUCAUGAUCCUGACAGUCUUCUGCCUGAGCGUCUUUGCGCUGAUAGGGCUGCAGCUUUUCAUGGGCAACUUAAGACACAAAUGCUUGCUCUGGCCCCAUAAUAAUUCUUCUUACCUAGACCCACGCUUUAGAGAGUACUACAAUGAAACAAAACUACUUUGGUCUAAAUACAUUGAAAGCAGUGAAAAUUUUUAUACUUUGGACCCUACAAAGGACCCUUUGAUUUGUGGCAAUAGCUCCGAUGCUGGCCAAUGCCCAGAAGGGUAUACAUGUGUAAAAGCUGGAAGAAAUCCCAACUAUGGCUAUACAAGUUUUGAUACCUUCAGUUGGGCUUUUUUAACACUCUUUCGACUGAUGACUCAGGACUACUGGGAAAAUCUUUAUCAACUGACUCUGCGUGCUGCUGGCAAAGGCUACAUGGUCUUUUUUGUGCUGGUGAUUUUCCUCGGCUCUUUCUAUCUGGUCAAUCUGAUCUUGGCUGUUGUUGCCAUGGCCUAUGAAGAACAGAAUCAAGCCAACAUAGAAGAGGCAGAGCGGAAGGAGGCUGAAUACCAGCAGAUGCUUGAGCAACUGAAAAGGCAACAAGAGGAAGCACAGGCGAUAGCAGCAGCUUGCAGAGAUGCUAGAGAUGAUGUUGCCCUAGGCAGACUUUCUGAAACUUCUUCACAAUUGUCAAGACUAAGCUCAAAAAGUGCUAAAGAAAGAAGAAACCGGAGAAAGAAAAGGCGGCAGAGAGAGCUUUCUCUGGGAGAUGAGAAAGUAGACUCCAAGAAAAUCCCCAAGUCUGAAUCAGAUGGCAGCAUCAAAAAGAAAGCUUUUCGAUUUUCCCUUGAAGGAAACAGACUCACUUAUGAUACCAGAACUAUUUCUCCAUACCAGUCAAUGCUGUUUCCCACAAGACGCAGUAGCAGAGCCAGCUUUUCCAGCUUCAAAGGUCCAACCACUGAAGGGGGCUCAGAUGCUGAUAGUGAGCACAGCACAUUUGAAGACAAUGCAAGCCGUAAUGGCUCCUUUUUUGUCAUACGGAGACCUAGUGAACGUCGCAGCAGUAACAUCAGUCAGACCAUGUUGCCAGUAUUUUCAAUGAAUGGGAAGAUGCAUAGCAGUGUGGAUUGCAAUGGGGUGGUUUCCUUGGUAGGAGGACCCCCAGCACUCCUGUCGCCUAUAGGACAGCUUCUUCCAGAGGUGAUAGUAGAUAAAGCAACUACUGAUGACAGUAGCACAGCUUCUGAAACAGGCAGCAGAAAAAGGCGAUCAAGUUCUUUUCAAAUACCAAUGGAUUUACUGGAAGAUCCCACUGUAAGGGAAAGAGCAAUGAGCAUUGCAAGUAUAAUCACAAACACAAUGGAAGAACUUGAAGAAUCUAGACAGAAAUGCCCACCAUGCUGGUACAAAUUUGCCCACACAUACUUGAUUUGGGACUGUUCCAGUGCUUGGAUAGAAGUAAAGAAAGUUGUUUAUUUCAUUGUGAUGGAUCCAUUUGUUGAUCUUGGCAUUACCAUCUGCAUUGUGGCAAACACUGUGUUUAUGGCUUUGGAACAUUAUCCGAGUGAUAAAGCUUUCAGCGAUGUUCUUAAAAAUGGAAACUUGGUCUUCACUGGGAUCUUCACUGCAGAAAUGGUCCUGAAAAUCAUAGCCAUGGAUCCUUAUUAUUACUUCCAAGUAGGAUGGAAUAUUUUUGAUAGCAUCAUUGUCAGCCUGAGUUUGAUGGAGCUGGGACUUUCAAAUAUAGAUGGACUGUCAGUUCUAAGAUCCUUCAGACUGCUUCGAGUGUUCAAGCUGGCAAAAUCUUGGCCCACGCUAAACAUGCUGAUCAAGAUUAUUGGGAACUCAGUGGGCGCUCUGGGAAAUCUGACCCUAGUCCUCGCCAUCAUUGUCUUCAUUUUUGCUGUGGUUGGAAUGCAGUUGUUUGGCAAACAAUACGAGGCUUGUAAAUGCAAGAUUUCAAAUGAUUGUACUCUUCCACGGUGGCACAUGAAUGACUUCUACCACUCUUUCUUGAUCGUAUUCCGAGUACUUUGUGGAGAAUGGAUAGAAACCAUGUGGGAUUGUAUGGAGGUUGCAGGUCAAGCUAUGUGUCUCGUUGUCUUCAUGAUGGUGAUGGUGAUUGGAAACCUUGUGGUACUAAAUCUCUUUCUGGCCUUGUUAUUGAGCUCUUUUAGUUCAGACAGCCUUGCUGCUCCUGAACAGGAAACUGAAGUCAACAAUCUCCAGAUUGCUGUGGCGAGGAUUCGAAGAGGAAUAAGUAUUGUAAAAAGAAAAAUAAUUGAAUUUAUUCAAAUUACCAUUUUGCAAAAAUGUAGGCCAUCCACCGGAGUUGAUUCAACCGAUAAGCAAAACAACAUGCAAGGCGGAUGCAUUCCCAAUCACACUGUAGCAGAAAUCAACAAAGCUCUGGAUUAUUGCAUUGAGAAAACAGCUAGUAGUAUCAUUUACAUGGACAGCGCCGAUCAAAUGUCAUUCAUCAACAACCCAAAUCUCACUGUGACAGUGCCAAUAGCUGUGGGAGAGUCAGAUUUUGAACACAUAAAUACAGAGGAACUUAGCAGUAUAUCUGAGCUUGAAGAAAGUAAAGAGAUGCUGAGCAUUUGUAGUUCCACUGAAGCUAGCACAGUUAAUCUUGCUAUAGCUGGAGAAAAUAAAGAUGAAUCUUCAGAAGAGGACACUUCACAACCAAAGCCAUGUUUUACUGAAGGCUGUGUGCGGAAAUUUAAAUGCUGUCAAGUCAGUAUAGAAUCUGGAAAAGGCAAAUUCUGGUGGAACCUUCGGAAAACAUGCUACAGAAUCGUGGAACACAGCUGGUUUGAAACUUUCAUUGUCUUCAUGAUUCUUCUUAGCAGUGGUGCUUUGGCUUUUGAAGACAUAUAUAUUGAACAGCGUAAGACCAUCAAGAUCAUAUUGGAAUAUGCGGACAAGGUCUUUACGUAUAUCUUCAUCCUGGAAAUGCUUUUGAAGUGGGUGUCCUAUGGCUUUCAAGUGUAUUUCACCAAUGCCUGGUGCUGGCUGGAUUUCCUCAUUGUAGACGUUUCUAUAGUGAGUUUAAUAGCUAAUGCCUUGGAUUAUGCUGAACUUGGCCCUAUAAAGUCACUUCGGACCCUAAGAGCCUUGAGACCUCUAAGAGCCUUGUCCAGAUUUGAAGGCAUGAAGGUGGUUGUGAAUGCUCUGAUAGGAGCUAUACCAUCAAUCAUGAAUGUGCUUCUCGUUUGUCUUAUAUUCUGGCUAAUUUUCAGCAUCAUGGGUGUGAAUCUGUUCGCUGGAACAUUUUACCAUUGUGUCAACAAAACUGAUGGAGCUAUGCUUUCACAUAAGGAAUUUCCAUUUAAAAAUGUUUGUGAAAGUAUGAGUGAUGUUGCCAGAUGGAAAAACGUGAAAGUAAAUUAUGAUAACGUUGGAGCUGGAUAUCUUUCUCUACUUCAGGUUGCUACUUUUAAAGGAUGGAUGGAUAUAAUGUAUGCAGCUGUUGAUUCAACGGGUGUGGAAAAGCAACCCGAGUAUGAGGCUAGCUGGUUUAUGUAUAUGUACUUCGUUGUCUUCAUCAUAUUUGGUUCAUUCUUCACCUUGAAUCUUUUCAUUGGUGUCAUCAUUGAUAAUUUCAACCAACAAAAAAAGAAGAUAAGAGGUCAAGACAUCUUUAUGACUGAAGAACAAAAGAAAUACUACAAUGCCAUGAAAAAACUGGGGAACAAGAAACCCCAAAAACCUAUACCUAGGCCAGCGAAUAAAGUCCAAGGAUUUAUUUUUGAUUUUGUAACCAGGCAAGCUUUUGACAUUGGCAUCAUGAGUCUUAUCUGUCUCAAUAUGGUCACCAUGAUGGUGGAAACAGAUGAUGAAGAUGAAUCUAAGAAAAAAAUCUUGUACUGGAUUAAUGUGAUUUUCAUAAUCCUUUUCACUGGGGAGUUCCUCCUGAAGUUGAUUGCACUUCGUUACUAUUAUUUCACUAUUGGUUGGAAUAUAUUUGACUUCGUGGUUGUCAUACUCUCAUUUAUUGGUAUGUUCCUCUCGGAGCUCAUUGAGAAAUACUUUGUGUCGCCCACCUUGUUCCGCGUGAUCCGACUUGCCAGAAUUGGCCGGAUCCUGCGUCUCAUCAAGGGGGCUAAAGGGAUCCGCACUCUGCUCUUUGCCUUGAUGAUGUCUCUCCCUGCCUUGUUCAACAUUGGCCUCCUCCUUUUCCUCGUCAUGUUCAUCUACGCUAUAUUUGGAAUGUCCCAAUUUGCCUAUGUUAAAAAAGAAGUUGGGAUUGAUGACAUGUUUAAUUUUGAAACUUUUCCAAACAGUAUGAUUUGCCUCUUUCAAAUUACUACCUCUGCUGGCUGGGCAGAGUUGUUAUCACCCAUUCUUAACAGUGGGCCACCAGACUGUGAUCCUAACAUGGUCCACACUGGGAGUUUAGUCAGAGGAGACUGCGGCAACCCUUCUGUUGGGAUUUUCUUCUUUGUCAGCUACAUCAUCAUAUCUUUCUUGGUGGUCGUAAACAUGUAUAUUGCUGUCAUCCUGGAGAAUUUCAGCGUUGCUACGGAAGAAAGUGCUGAACCUUUAGAUGAGGAUGAUUUUGAGAGGUUCUAUGAGGUCUGGGAAAAGUUUGAUCCGGAUGCCACCCAGUUCAUAGAAUACCACCAGUUGUUUGAUUUUGCUGCUUCUCUAGAUCCUCCUCUUCUAAUACCAAAACCAAACCAUGUCCAGCUUAUUUCAAUGGAUCUGCCCAUGGUAAGUGGGGACAGGAUUCACUGCCUUGACAUCUUGUUUGCCUUUACAAAGCGUGUUUUAGGAGAAAGCGAGGAAAUGGAUUUACUCAGAGUACAAAUGGAAGAACGGUUUAUGAAAGCUAACCCAUCGAAGAAGUCCUAUGAACCAAUUACCACAACAAUGAAACGAAAAUUAGAGGAGGACUCUGCUAAAGUAAUUCAGAGAGCAUUCAGGGGUUACCGGUUGAGAAAGCCAGUACACAAUACAACUUUCAUAUAUGAUAAUGACGAUGAUUUUCCAGCCCGAAAGAACAUGUUGGCUGAUAAAUUCAGUUUGAACUUGGCUUUGGAAAAAGCAGAACAGAGCUCUUCCUCCACAACAUCGCCUCCUUCUUAUGACAGUGUGACAAAGACAGAUAAAUACGAACAAGAAAAGUCAGAAAAAGAAGAAAAAGAUAAAGAUGGCAAGUACAGCAGAAAUUAUAAAUAAUUAUGACUGCAGUAAUUUGUUUACAGCUUAAGGAAGAAGCACUACUCCCAACAAUGUGCUGAAAGUUUAUGCCAAACGAAUUAUCAAUUACACACAUUUGUACAUAUGUGUGUAUAUAUCUAAGAACAGUAUCUGAAGAGCAAUUGUCAUAAUACUGUCAAAUGGGCAGUAGCAUUAGAGACUGAGGGCAAUGCUAUUCUUCCCACUGUCUGAUACUAAUGAAGAAAGAUGCACUAAAUAGUUACAGACUGUCAGAAUGCAUCCAUACAUGUAUGUACGUCAACAAAAUAUACCAUUGCAGCAAUUGUAUCCACUUUGUGCAUCUUGAACGGUUCUGUGUCCCUUUCGCCCGAGAUCUGUUGACGUGCUCAUUUCUGUAUUUACAGAUUACUGUUUAUUACUAUCUGGAGCAAAAGAAAUGAAAUGCUCCUUCUCAGAUAUCUGUUUACAUAUGUUUCUCUCCUUUUGUCAUUUUGUGAGCUUACCGAGCAUAAGCACACCAGAGCUCGGAAAUACUUCCAUUAAAAAUUAAUCCACUGUCCUAAUUCAACAACGUUUUCUAUUGUGAUUUUAAAAUUCAUUAUUUUACUUGUUAAAUGGUAGUGGUGAUAAUUCCUUGAAGAAGAAUCAGGGUUUCAUGGUUUUAAUACUUCGGGAAGCAUUUUUGGGGUUACAUAUUUGGUAUAUUUAGUAAUUUUGGAAAGUUUUUUUUUAAAUAACAAGUUUAAAAUAAUGAAUUUUCUUAACAUUUUAAUUAAUGUAUUUUUUUGCUGAUUUAAUACUGUUUAAUUUCAUAUGUUAGCAUUAAUGCUGAUAUUUCCAAGUUCUGAAAUAGCAGAAAAACUUUGCCACAGAACAACUGGGUUCUGAAGAGGGAAUAAGAUAGCUGGGACAGACAAAGAAAGGAAAAAUGUCUUUUAACUCCCCAGCCUUGAUUAAUCCUCUUUUGUUUCACUUUCUCAGUUGUUCUUAAAAUAUCUCAAUUUCUCUCUCCUCCCCCCAGCUUUUUCCCUUUGUCCUUAGUUAUUUCAGUUGCUGCCAGUUGAGUCCAAUGCACAAAUUAUCUCAGUGAGAGGAGAGGAAAAGAAAGGAUCUUGUCCUUCCCUAUAGAUCAGUAGUUCUCAACCUGUAGAUCCCCAGAUAUUUUUGCCUUCAACUCCCAGAAAUCCUAACAGCUGGUAAACUGGUGGGAUUUCUGGAAGUGAACCACUGCUAUAGGCUCAAGUAAAAGCAAACUGCUGCAGCCUAUCCUCAUUUGUUUCCUUGUUGAUAACCUGUGCCUUUGUGACCACACUCUAAUGUUGCUUGGUCACGUGUGUCCUGAUUUUGAUCUGUGAAAUGUUGGAGGAUAAAAAAACAUUAAGGAAUAUUGUCAUCUAUUUUGCAAUUGCUGUCUUGAUGAGACAUUAAGGAUUAUAUAGGUUGCACAGUCUUAGUUCAAUCUCAUGGCCAUUAAACAACUCACAAUCUGUUCAGCCUCUUGGAGGUGAGAUAUAAAGCUUCCUUAGAAAUCUAAGGAGCUUCAUGGCACUAUCUAUUUCAAAGAUGGAUUUUCCAUGGGACUUUUCCUUUCCAAAACUAUCUGAGAUGGUUAGAUUGACUCCACCAACUUUAUUGGGUUGCUUAUUGAGCCCCUGGUGGCGCAGUUGGUUGAGUUUAACAGGACUGCUGACUGAUAGAUCAGUGGUUCCAAUCCAAGGAGAGUGGGCGAGCUCCUUCUGUCAGCUCCAUCUUCUCAUGCAUGGACAUGAGAGAAGCCUCCCACAAGGAUGGUAAAACAUCGAACAUCCAGGUCUUGUGGGCAACAUCCUUGCAGACAGCCAAUUUUCUCACACCAGAAGCGAUUUGCAGUUUCUCAAGUUGCUACUGACACAAAAAAAUGGGUUGCUUAUCAAAGUUUCUCUCUGCUCUGCAAUUUUUCUUUCCUUCAGGUCCUCAGGCUCUACAGUGUUGUAGAUUUUUAGGAAGCUCAAAAGGACCGUGGGUUUAAUCCAGUAUUGCUCACAGUGGCUGGAAAUGAUUAUCAUUCUAAGAUGUCCUAGUCCUCAAUGGAGGUACCAAGGACUGGGCCUAGGAUGUUCUGUGUACAAAGUAUGUAUUUUUACCAUUACAUUGUCCUGCCCAACUUUUGUGUGUGUGCAUUUAGACACUUAUAGAGAAAGGGAGUGUUUUUUUUUUCUUCAGAAAUGAAACAACUGGGCAAGGAGAUAUGAUACAUAAGGACACCGAAACCACUUUUUAACAUUCCACACACGCUUUCUUGUAAAUUUUUGUACAUGAAAGCACUACAUUGGUCAGUGGUCUCUACACACAUCUUAAAUUAUAGUGUUGUAUCAUGAACUAUUUAUACUCUUUCUUAUUGGGUAGACAGUAAAGAGGUCUAAGUGGCCAUCUUCCCAAACAUGGUUGUAUAACAACAAGAAAUUGGAGGAAGCCUUCUUUCCAAAUAGCAUUUGAUAGUUACACAAUGAAAGUAGCUCAACGUUUUAGAGUAGUUUGAUGUAGUUUUUUUAAAUACAUAUUUUAACAUACAUAUUCUUGUUUAAAUUGUUUAUCUUGGCAAAUCCAACUGAGCCCCAUGGUACCUUGAAACCAAUAUAUCUGUUUCGCCUCGGUGGUGAAGUGGUUAAAGCACUGAGCUGCUGAACUUGCGGACCGAAAGGUCCCAGGUUCAAAUCCCAGGAGCAGAGUGAGCACCCGCUGUUGCUCCAGCUUCUGCAAACCUAGCAGGUGGUCCUGGAAUGUAAUCCCCGUGAUAAGUGAAGGAACACUGUAAAUCCCUCCAAGGUAUGAAAAGCUUAAAAAAAGAAGGUAUACAUUUGACCCCAGAUGUUCUGUCACAUAGGGUUCUGGAGGGAAUGACAUCUAGGGAAACGUGUGUGUGUAACUGACUAUUUAGCUUUGUCAUGAAUCAACUCUUGGCCAUUGUCUUCCUUCUGCAAAAAUAUUUUGGCUGUGUGUAUUCGAUAAAUCUAUGGAUUUGCAUGGAAACAUUCUCCCUCAUACUGGGAUAGGGACUAAUACGGUUAGGUUUCUAUCUCCUCCUUUCUUUUCCUUCUUCACUUCUUUACUCCAUUUAAAAAAUAAACAGAAUUCUAGAAUUUUAGUUGUGUGUAUGGCGAGGGGAGGGAGACACACACUCAAAAUACAGAAGUUCAGUGUUUAGUUAUGAAAGUGGCUACUUUCAUAUUCCCAUCUGGGAUUUUACCAAAUUAAGUAAAAUUAAGUAUUUUUGAAAAACAGAUUGUUUUUCAAAAAUAUUUUGUAUUGGUAGCAAAUUACAGUAGAAUCUCACUUAUUCAAGCCUCGCUUAUCCAAGCUUCUGGAUUAUCCAAGCCAUUUUUGUAGUCAGUGUUUUCAAUAUAUCGUGAUAUUUUGGUGCUAAAUUCGUAAAUACAGUAAUUGCAACAUAACAUUACUGCAUAUUGAACUACCUUUUCUGUCGAAUUUGUUGUAUAACAUGAUGUUUUGGUGCUUAAUUUGUAAAAUCAUAACCUAAUUUGAUGUUUAAUAGGCUUUUCCUUAAUCCCUCCUUAUUAUCCAACAUAUUUGCUUAUCCAAGCUUCUGCUGGCCUGUUUAGCUUGGAUAAGUGAGACUCUACUGUACCUUAAAUUAACAAAACAACUGAUUGUUUUUUGUACUUACAAAAAAAAAUAGAAGUGGCAAUAAUUUAAGGGGGUAAGGUGAUGGUAGGGGGCCAUGGUGGCACAGCAGAUUAAACUACUAAAAUGCAGAACUUGCUGACCAAAAGGUCGGUGGUUCGAAUCCAUGGGAGGGGGUGAGCUCCUGUUGUUAGCCCCAGCUCCUGCCAACCUAGCAGUUCGAAAACAUGCAAAUGUGAGUAGAUCAAUAGGUACCGCUCCGGCAGGAAGGUAAUGGCAUUCCAUGCAGUCAUGCCAGCCACAUGACCUUGGAGGCGCCUAUGGACAACGCCUGCUCUUUGGCUAAGGAAUGGAAAUGAGCACCAACCCCCAGAGCCUGACUUGACUAAACGUAAUGUCAAGGGGAAACUUUUACUAAGGUGAGGAGGAAGAGAGCUAGUAAAAAAAAAGGAUAUAAGUGGAAUAACAAAAUACAUAAUUCUUGGAAGAGGCAUUUCCCAUUUCUCACAAAGGGUAGGGAUGGUUCUUUAAGAUUACUCAUUUUAGAAAACACACAGGCAUCAGUUAUGAAAAAGAAAGGUACAGUAGAGUCUCACUUAUCCAACACUCACUUAUCCAAUGUUCUGGAUUAUCCAACGCAUUUCUGUAGUCAAUGUUUUCAAAACAUGAUAUUUUGGUACUAAAUUCGUAAAUACAGUAAUUACUACAUAGCAUUACUGCGUAUUGAACCACUUUUUCUGUCAAAUUUGUUGUAUAACAUGAUGUUUUGGUGCUUUAUUUGUAAAAUCAUAAACUAAUUUGAUGUUUAAUAGGCUUUUCCUUAAUCCCUCCUUAUUAUCCAACAUAUUCACUUAUCCAACGUUCUGUCAGCCCGUUUAUGUUGGAUAAGUGAGACUCUACUGUACUCAUCACUUCACAACUCAUAUGUAAACCUGACCAGUUAACUAACAAUUGUUGUAGACUUAGAUGAUUAAUUAACUGAAGAUGUAUUUAAGUGACAGCCCUGCAUGCAAACUUCCAUUUUCAUUAGAUAAUACUAGAUCCAAUUGCCAUUUUUCUUGUUUUACCCCUAUGUUUGCUGCUUUUCUAAAAAGAAAUCCUCAUUUCUUGGAAAAUACAACCUUUGGAAGAAGACUGUGUAUACACCAUUUUUGACAGCAUAAUUUGGAAUUCAUUUGGUGCACCAACUUGGUGGUGUCUUGUUAUUAGAAUAACAGAUUGCCCGAUCUUGGUCUAAUUUGCUCCGAUACACCUUGGCAUGGUACAAUAUAGGAAGGUUUAUAACUGUGACAGAAAGUAAACAAUUGUGGAGAGUUAUAUUUGUUUGAUGCUACUUUCUUGUCAUUUUCAAUUACUUUGCAUGGUGCAAAACUGUAACAAAAAGGAUUGCUAUAGCCCAAUUAGAUUAGUUUUAAGAUGUACUUUUAUACAACUUUUUAUAUAAAGCACCUUUUAUAUUACCUUUUAAGUCAUCUUAUUUAAUCAAUUUGCAGUUAUAAUGCAAAUUUCAUUUCCAGUCUUUGCACUACCUGUUUCUUUGGGUGUGUAUAUUUAUAUCACAUUACUCUAUUUAAUACAAUGGGAUGGAGGCCAGAUUGUUCCUGUGAAGAUAUUUGAUACUUUUUUUGCUCUUAUUAUUAUUUUAAGAGAAAACGGUAGGAGCCCCGGUGGCAAAGUGCGUUAAAGCACUGAGCUGCAGACCGAAAGGUCCCAGGUUCAAAUCCCGGGAGCGGCGGGAGCGGCCGCUGUUAGCUCCAGCUCCUGCCAACCUAGCAGUUUGAAAACAUGCCAAUGUGAGUAGAUCAAUAGGUACCGCUCCGGCGGGAAGGUAAGGGCGCUCCAUGCAGUCAUGCCGGCCACAUGACCUUGGAGGUGUCUAUGGACAACGCUGGCUCUUUGGCUUAGAAAUUGAGAUGAGCACCAACCCCCAGAGUCAGACAUGACUGGACUUAAUGUCAGGGGAAACCUUUACCUUUACCUAAGAGAAAACGGAUGAAUAAAUUUGAGUAUAAAAUUGGGGACUAUGUAUCACUUGUAUCUCUCUGCAUUGAAUGAUCUUUGUUAGUGACAAAACAACACAGCGUCCCUUUAUAUUGUUGUUCACCUGACACUGCUAGCAUUAAAUAUUGGCCUCAUAAUUCACUGGCUACUUUGUCUGCUGCAGUAUUUUACUAAUAUUGAAUCUUCUUGAUAAUUACAGCUCUCAUAUGUAUGACCAGCAGCCAGAUAAUUAUAUAAUCUGUAAUUAUGUUUCCUCUUUCCAUCAAAACAAAGAUGUUACAUUAAAAGCAAUGGUAUCUGGGUAUUUUGUGUUUUGUUUGUUUCUUAAGAAAGGCAAAAAGUGAAUUUAUUCUUUUAUUUUUGGCUAGUAAUAUAUAUUGAAUUGCAUGUAGAAAAAAAUAUUUUAGCAUAAAUAACAAUGAACGACAUACAUUUACAACAAGGCAAAAGAAUAAAGCUAUUAAUUUUUA
This is a messenger RNA of Anolis carolinensis (green anole), 12327 nucleotides long. RefSeq names its product voltage-dependent sodium channel SCN7A/9A-like. Gene Ontology annotation, cellular component: axon; plasma membrane; voltage-gated sodium channel complex. Gene Ontology annotation, molecular function: protein binding; voltage-gated sodium channel activity. The record is from RefSeq and is a predicted model, not a curated record. The transcript is spliced from 27 exons. The coding region runs from base 329 to 6253 and encodes 1974 amino acids. Gene Ontology annotation, biological process: neuronal action potential; membrane depolarization during action potential; sodium ion transmembrane transport. Lineage: Eukaryota; Metazoa; Chordata; Lepidosauria; Squamata; Anolidae.